GCCCUCUGAAGUAAACAGUUACACCGGAGAGAAACAUCGCCAGAGUCAAACAUCACCACCAUGGAUGAUACUAGGACGAGGCUCACGACAGUCAGGCAAGGCAACGUGCCAUUUCUGCAAUUCCCUUCUCCGAAACAAGACCAUGGCCGCCAGCAAUGCUUAAUUUACAUGAUUCCCGGCAACCCCGGACUCAUCGAUUACUAUGAGCCGUUCCUGAAUACCCUGCGACAGCUCCUUGACGAGAUUGAGGCCAAAGAGGAGCAUAACUAUGCAUAUCACAUCUACGGGCGCAACCUCCUCGGUUUCGAGGAUGGCGACCACGAGCCCCCGUUCGGGACAACCACCAGCUCCGGCACUCAGACGGAACCCUUCUCUCUAGAGGACCAAAUCGACGGCGUCUGCUCGCAUCUCCAAACAGUCAACACCACCACCCUCAAAACCAAACAAACCUUCGACUCCGUAAUCCUCAUCGGCCACUCCGUCGGCGCCUACAUCGCCCUCGAAACCUUCCACCGCCACCACACCGCCCUUCUCUCCAGCCCCACCACCACCACCAACACCACGGCCACCACCACCCCACCCAAACCCCCAACAACCCCAGCCCCCAAUCUCACCACCAUCCCCCUCCGCUCCGGCAUCCUCCUCUUCCCCACCGUCUCCCACAUCGCCCACUCCCCCAGCGGCCGCCAGCUCAACCUGCUCCGCACCAUCCCCUUCUUCGACCGCACCGCCCACCACAUCGCCAAAGCCUUUGUCAGCGUGUGGCCCGGCUGGGCGCUCGGCGGCGUGGUGCGCAAGCUACUAGGUUUUCCCGCGCACGCGGCGGCGGCGACGCUGCGGUUUCUGGCGGGGAGGGACGGGAUUUGGCAGGCGGUGUAUUUGGGCAAGGAUGAGAUGCGGUGUAUUGGGGAGGAGAGGGAGGAGUUUGUGGAGCGGCGGAGGAGGCAUGAGAAGGGGAGGGUGAGGGUCGUGGUGGAUGGGACGGGGAUUCCGCAUGCUUUUUGCCUUCAUCACAGCGAGUCGGUGGCCGAGAAGGUGAAAGGCUGGAUCGAGGAUAUUGGCGGUCGCCAGUGA
Molecule: messenger RNA, 1074 nt
Organism: Chaetomium fimeti
Lineage: Eukaryota; Fungi; Ascomycota; Sordariomycetes; Sordariales; Chaetomiaceae
Exons: 3
Coding region: 61-1074 (337 amino acids)
Biological process (GO): lipid storage
Cellular component (GO): lipid droplet
Molecular function (GO): lipase activity
Source: RefSeq, a predicted model, not a curated record